AUGGCGUCUUUAGCUCCCACUCUGUCCUCCACAAUUUCCCGCCUAACCCAUCUUCACAAACCCUCGCUUCAGUCUGCAAUCACAACUCUAAAAAAUUUCCAAUUUAAGUAUAAAUUAAGCAAGCCCACACGGCCUUUUCUCAACUCCUCACCCAGUCCUCUUUCUGCCCAUUUUUCUUCUGCUCAAAUGAAAAGCACUAUAGGCUCAGAUGAUGAUCUUGUUGUUCUGGGUAUUGAAACUAGUUGUGAUGACACCGCUGCAGCCGUAGUCCGAAGCAAUGGUGAAAUUCUUAGUCAAGUUGUUUCUUCUCAGGCCGAUCUUCUGGUCCAAUAUGGAGGAGUUGCUCCAAAAAUGGCUGAAGAAGCUCAUUCAAAAGUGAUUGAUCAGGUAGUGCAAGAAGCUCUUGAUAAAGCUAACCUAUCUGAAAGCGAUCUUUCUGCAGUUGCUGUCACUAUUGGUCCUGGCUUGAGCCUUUGUUUACGUGUUGGUGUGAAAAAAGCUCGGAAGCUUGCUGGUACUUAUGCUUUACCCAUUGUUGGUGUCCAUCACAUGGAAGCCCAUGCUUUAGUGGCCAGGUUAGUGCAGCGAGAGUUGCAGUUUCCGUUUUUGGUUUUGCUUAUUUCAGGAGGCCACAAUCUUCUGAUUCUUGCACGCGAUCUUGGCAAUUAUGUACAACUUGGGACCACAAUAGAUGAUGCAAUUGGUGAGGCUUAUGACAAGACAGCAAAGUGGCUUGGUCUUGAUUUGAGGAAGAGUGGGGGCCCAGCUGUAGAGGAGCUAGCUCGAGAAGGUGAUGCAGACUCCAUCAAAUUUAAGGUCCCCAUGAAGCAACAUAAAGACUGCAACUUUUCAUAUGCAGGCCUGAAGACUCAAGUCAGGUUGGCAGUUGAAUCUGGAAGUAUCAAUCCUGGAAUCCCAGUUUCUUCAGCUACUAGUGAAGACAGAAAGGCAAGGGCUAAUAUUGCUGCCUCUUUCCAGCGAGUUGCAGUAUUGCAUUUAGAGGAAAAGUGUGAAAGGGCAAUUGAGUGGGCGUCAAAGAUUGAGCCUUCAAUAAAACAUUUGGUUGUUUCUGGAGGUGUUGCAUCUAACCAGUUUGUCAGGGCUCGGCUUAAUCAAAUUGUGGAGAAAAAUUGCCUGCAACUUGUUUGCCCUCCCCCCAAGCUUUGUACUGACAAUGGCGUAAUGGUUGCUUGGACUGGCAUUGAGCAUUUCCGCAUGGGAAGAUUUGAUCCUCCACCACCCUCCGAUGAACCUGAAGAUGCUGUGCUUGAUUUGCGGCCAAGGUGGCCACUGGGCGAGGAAUACGCAGAAGGAAGAAGUGAUGCCCGCUCAAUCAGAAGGGCAAGAAUUCAUCCAUCUCUUACCUCUCUCAUUCAAGCAUCAAUGCUGCAGCAGUCGUAG
Fraxinus pennsylvanica is the source of this 1401-nucleotide messenger RNA. NCBI's taxonomy places the organism in Eukaryota, Viridiplantae, Streptophyta, Magnoliopsida, Lamiales, Oleaceae. The record is from the annotation of a GenBank genome assembly.